CGCAGGGCAGGGAAAGCCAGAGGCGGCGGCGCUGCUGUUCGGUGACACAUUUCCCAUAUUGCUGCUACUGCUGCCAUAUUGUGCCCCCAUCCUCUCUCCCCCCAUGCGCCUGCUUCAUGAAUACAGCCUACAAGAUUAAAUGGGUCCAGUAACAGGAAUGACUCCAGAUAAGAAAGCUGAAACACCAGGAGUAGAGAAAGCUGCAGGUCUUAGGCAUAUCCAAAGAAUGGGAAGCUUACCAGAGGCGGGUGAUGCUGCUCGACCAAAGGCCACAGCUGUGGAUAGUGAAGUAGCGGACGACGAGCUCACCAACUUGAACUGGCUGCAUGAAAACAGUAACCUCCUAACAAACUUCAGCCUCGGAAGUGAAGGUCUUCCAGUUGUUAGUCCUCUGUAUGAUAUUGAGGGGGAUAAUGUGCCAACAUAUCCAUCCUCCUGUUAUUCCAAUCCGAAGAAGAAAUCUGCCACCUCUAAGCCCCCCUAUUCUUUCAGCCUCCUUAUAUACAUGGCAAUUGAACAUUCUCCUAAUAAAAGCUUGCCAGUGAAAGAAAUUUACAGCUGGAUUCUGGAACGCUUCCCAUACUUUGCUACGGCUCCCACUGGCUGGAAGAACUCGGUCCGGCAUAAUCUUUCUCUGAACAAGUGUUUCCGAAAGGUGGAGAGGAGCCAUGGCAAGGUGAAUGGAAAAGGUUCGUUAUGGUGUGUGGACCCAGAAUAUAAACCAAACCUUGUGCAGGCUCUGAAGAAACAACCAUUUCCCUCUGCGUUUGCAUUUUAUACCCCACCGGCAUCACCACUAAGUGGUUCAUCAUCUCCUUGCUAUUUAACCUCAGUUCGGAAACAGUGUCAGGGACGAUCUAUCAAAGAUUCAGAUAUUGAUGCUGCUACUGCCAUGAUGCUCCUGAAUACUUCCAUUGAACAAAGCAUUUUAGAUUGUGAAAAGCCACCACCCCUCAAGCUCUCCAAGAAAAGGAAGUAUGGUAGCACAUUUCAUAACCACACCCAGGAAGACGGUGAUCCAGCAGUCCCUAACAUUGACCCCAAGGAGGACCACAACUAUAGUGCCAGCAAUGUGGCUGCACAGCGUUGUGCAUCGCUCUCUAGCGUGUCUUCCCUGUCCUCUGUUGAUGAUGUAUACAAAUUUGUCUCAGAGGCCACCCGGACGGGGAGUGACGGCAGUGAAGGAUUUCAGAGUGAAGUGGACACAGAUGACAACGAAGAUGAUGAUGAUUCUCUGGCAGACAGUGGUUACACCUCACAGCCAUGUGUCAGUAUCACAGACAAGGCCCAGCCUCACCAGAAAGUCCUGGAGGAGCUCUGCCAAGAAAUUGAUGAUGAACUCAAAGAGGCUGCUGGGUCUCUUCUUCAUCUUGCUGGGAUCAGCACUUGUCUCGGCUCACUAAUAAGUACUGCAAAGAGCCAUACCCAGAAGAGAAGGAAAAAAAAUGGCAACACAGUGUGAAGAUAAUUGAUCAAUAUCUAUAUAUCUAUAUAUAAAUAUAAAUACAUAUUUUAUUUUUUAGCCUGGCAAUACUCCUCCUUUUACCCUUUGCAAGGGAGAUCAAAGCCAUAAAAGGACUUUUUGUUUGUUCUUAAGUUUUGCAGAUAAUAAUUUUGCCAUUUAUAAAAUUUUGUUGAAAUUUUUAAUUACAAAAGCAAUUAAUUUGUGCAUUGAAGGGCCAACUGAAAUUGUGUGAAACAGAUGGGGAAGUCUCUCCUCUCUCAAUAAUUGUAGGGAAAUAGAAUAUUCAUUAUUAUCAGUGGAAUGAUUGAUUCGCAUGGAUAUCAUUGGCUGGGUCAUUUUGUGCUAAGGGUGUGGCUUGUGGAGUCUAACAGAUAACUGGAGGAAUAAAUUGGACCUGUGCACAGGGGAUUCUAAAAUAGUGUGUAUAUUGUGGAGAUGGGAAUUGCUUGGCAUUUCCCAGUGCCUCUUCAAUUUUCAAGCCUGCCAGGUGUUUAUGUAUUGUACUUUAGAAUAAGAGGCCAUAUGCAAAGAAUCUGAUCACACUCAGGAAGAGAUCUCUGUCUCUCUAGUUCUGAGGAUUAGAUAUUGAGUGGAUGAAGUAUAUUGCCUUUUAUGUAAAAUAGACACAGUUUAUAUGAUUCUUAGCCCUCAGAAUGGGAUGAUAAGCAGAUGGCACAUAUACAUGUCUAAUUCCUAGUUGGUGCUCAGCACAAACGAAUCUGGUGGUCCUGAAGGUGGAGAGGCCCAUCUGAAGUUGGAUAAUUAAGCAGGCAUAGUCCCCUUUUCUUACUGCUUAUGGGGUCCACAGAGGAAAGUGUCUCCCAUUUGUUUUGUGAUCUAGAAUGCAGAGCUAUGUAUGGUAAAGACAUGUCUUUUAUAACCUUCCAGCUUUAGCUUCCAUUGUUACCUGAUUUCCUCAACUUACAAGCCAAGAGUCUGUGAUAACAGGAAUGGUGUAAAACUGCCAUGAUAAUCAGUUGCAGGUUGACUGGUAUUUGCAAUUAUAAAAUUGAUGGGCAGGGGAGAGAAAUACAGUACAACAUAUGAAUCUUCAUAUUUUUGAGGGUGGAAUCUUGAAUGGUUAAUCUAGAAUUUUCUUCCUGUUUUUAACACAAGGCAAGGAGCUGGUUCUUUCUCUUGUGUUUGUUUUAAUUGUGAUUAUUAUAUAUUGGAUCAAUGAUGUAUACUGUACAUCUGUUUGCAAACCUGAGGCCCUUCUUCCUGUCUUGAUACCCAAAUUAAGUGAAAACGAGUGACUGCUAAAUUGCAAAUGACCAUUGCACAGAGAACUUGAUUUUUUUUUUAGGUUGAGGUAGUUGAUACUUGACUAGUUCUUAAUAAGCUAGGAGUUGUUUUUUGGGACUCUAGCACAUCACCCUGCAGACCAUAAUGGAAUUAUAUUCAGUAUGCAACAGAAAUAAGUGCAUUGAAAACUCAUUGUUGGUUGAACAGUUGUAGCCUAAUCUUCUCCCUGAUUCUUUAUGAGUAGAGCUUUUUUUAAAAAGAAAUUCAGGAUGGGAUGAACAUGAGAGAUCGUUCUUGCGCUCUUCAGCGGUAUAGUCCAGCUGAGUGUAUCACCUGAGUGAGAACAAGGGCUUUCAGUGGCGGCUUUCUGAAAGACUCCUUCCCCCUAUCCUGCAUAUUUCAGUUUUGCUUUGAUUUAACCUAGCAUUCCUAGAGACAACAAAAGAAGCUUAGAACUACGUACUGUCCACUUCUGGCAGUCUCCAUUGUCCUUGGAGAUGGGAUGGAAUUCUGUUUUGUUUUUGUUAUCUGUUAUUUCAGCAAUAAUAUAAUCUCUCUGGCUGAAUUCUGAGAUAAGCCCAGAAGCAGUGUGACAGUUGCACGGAAUAUAAUAUUUAUAAUGCAUGGACCAUGUAAUAUGAGAAUUACCUGUUUCUGUGGACUGUAUUGGGGAAUACUAAUUCUAGAUGUGCAUCCAGAGGCCAUUCAUUUGUGCGUACCCAGCUCUCUCUGAAAUCAUGGACUUCUGCCUCUCCCAGGUGUUUAUUCAGAAACUGUUAUGCAUCUUCUCAAUUCUGGGUGCCAUAAGAGAGAACAUAGGGCUUCUGACACUGCUAUGGUGAUCAGAUGCUAUUACACAGUUGGAAUUGGGGCAGUUAUUUGCCUGUGGGAUAGCUAGUCUGAAAUACAAGUACAAGGCCAAACUGUACAGUCCAGACAUCUUUUUGUUGUUCCUGUCAGCUGUAUUGAUGAGUUUGGAGUCAUGUGGCAAGCAUCCCUGGCUGGAAUAAACAGCUAGGCAAAGCACUGGAAACAGUGAGCCUGACUCAGAAAAAACAGGAGUCUCUCCAAGAUGGCAGAGCUGUGUCUGGCUGCAGUCUAUUAAUGCAGCUCCAAUACUUUUCAGUGGUCACUUGCAGAAGACGUGUUUGCAUGCUAUAGGCUGGGGCUGUUGUAUCCUGUGAAUGUCUUGAAUGUCGCAUAAUGGUCAAAGCAUAAGCAUAAUUUGUCCUGCCUGGUUUGGAGAGGCAGUUUGACCAUGGCAUUUCAUCUGUACAUUUAUUUUCCCAUGUUUUUGAGAAUGAGGGGAAGAGAGGCCACUGGUGGUCCAUUAAGUAAAUCUGCCUGUUACAUCUCUGCAUUUUGCAUUCUUGUGAGCUUUUGUAGAUUACAUUUCUACUGAUGACAUACAGCUACUUUGGCUUCUUAGUGACAAAGAUGUAAAUGUCUGGGAGUUAACUUCACUGCCUUUUCUUGCAUACUGCCUCUUUAUAUCUGUUAAAAACUAUGCCACUGUAAUUUUUUAAAAAUGUUCCGUAGGAGUUCAAUGCCUUAGCCAGGUUCCAGUGAUCCUGACUGGACUGAUAAUAAGAGCUCCAGAACUAAAAGGAGCCAUGCUCCCUUGAGGUUUAUUGUAGGCUUGCAUAGAGUUUUGGAUUCAAAGGCAAAGUGGUCCUUCAGAGUUUACGGGGACAAUCACAUAGCACCUAUCUACAAUCCCUUAAAUCACAUUUAUCAUUUCCUGAGAUUUCCCAGCAACUGGCAGGUAUUUCGAUCCCAGGAAAGAAGUAACUGCUUUAUGGAGUUGCAGAGAGGUGUAGUGUUCACACCCAAAAUGCUCCAAAGCACUUGUUUGCCUUAGAAUGCAAAGCACGGCACCACCCUACUUUGUUGAAUGCUGCUACUGUUACAGUUUCCCUUAAUCUGGCAACAUCCAGCUGUAGUGUAACUGCAGGUCGCAGCAUUUCCAGGCACCAUGAACAAUGGGAAUUCUGUGAUUUGCAGUCCCAGCACACCCAGGACAGUACUAUUAGAAUAAUAUCAGCAGAGAUUCUCCUGGUGUAGGCCUUAAGUUUAUAAGAAAUAAUGUAGUUUUUAGUAUUUCAGGACAAAUCUUUUGUUAAAACGGUAGCAACACAUAAAUGGCUCAACCUUGUAAUCACAUUGCUAGUUUAUAGACAAAAACAAAAAUCUAAUGCAUGGAUGUUUGCACGCUCACCUGUUUGUAGACAACUUCCUUUGAUGUCAGGUUUAAACACAAAUGGUGCUCAUUCUGUAUAUUGCCUGCUUCUGCUCUUCAAUCCAGAAAUUCUCAUGGAUUGGUGAAAAACAGUCUGCCUGCCAGAAUCACUUUUGAAAUAACUUGCUGAUUAGGUUUUGCUAGGGAAGAGCUAUAUAAAGGUCUACUUCCAAGUCACAUAUACUUUGUGAUAAUUUUUAUCUCCCUGAUUUUUUUCCUUUAAUGAAUGAAUUAAUAAAUAUUGGGAGUUCCAUCAUAGCAUAGUUAAGCAGAAUUGGAAAAAAGGCCCAUGGAUUAAAAGUUGCUUUAAAUAUAUUAUUAUUGUUAUUUGCUGUCAAAAGCUCUACAAAUAACAUUUGCCCCUCUUUGAACAGGAUCUUCCAUUGUGUUACCACUACAAAAAACCAACUCACAGUGUUACUAGGUCUUAUUUUUGUAAAAGAUAGCAUUUGGAAGCCUUGUGUGCCCUGCAAACAUGCUAAGUCAGGGCUAUUUAUGGCUCUUUGUAUGCUUGAGAGGUAUGGUAUUUUCUGCAAAAGGUACCUACAUUAAAUAAAAGAAGCCAGUCAAUAAAUAGAAACCGAAAUAUAGUUGCUCAGUAAUCAGUUUGUGUCAUUGGGUAGAAUUGAUUCACAAAAAUCUCACCUUAGUAGAAAUCAUGGGAGUUGAAGACUUUUAUAGAAAUUCAAAGAAAGCAGAAUUAAAUAUGUGCCCCCAUCUGAACUCAUGAAUGCUUCUUGUCAUAUAUCCUUCCAAUGAGAUGGGGUUUGCUACAUGGUAACAUGUGACCCUAUUUGGGUAAGUGAAGAAUAUUGUACUAUGUAUAUGGUCCAGAGCACCUACAGCAUGGGGAUUUAAUAUGAAUUCACCACUCACAAAUUAAUAAGCAAGGCUGUAUAUUAUUGCCAAGGCACCUUUUAAGUCCUGUAUGUUGUGCAGAGAUGUCCCAUUUAACAUUUGUCCAAAAUGUGUGUUUAAUAACUUGUGUGAUGUGAAAUUUGUUUCCAUAGCAAUGCAGGUAAUAUGGUUAUAAAGAAAUGUGUUUUUUUGGGUCUUGCAUAUCUUUUGAAAGUUGAGAAAAGCUGCGUUCAGUUCUCAUAAAAAUUGGCCAGAUUUUCAUACUUGAGGCUACUUUCCCUAAGAGCUCAUUUGCUCAGUUUUGUCGUCUUACAUUUGACCUGUUAAAAGUCUGUUUCCAGUCUCUCUUUUCUCCAGACAAAAGUUGGCAUGUGUACAAUUAUCUUUCAGUGUCCUCCCAUUAAGAAAAAGUCUAGUGUCACCUUUAUGAUAGAAAAUGUAUAGUGAUCAUUAGCAUUGGUAGCACUUUCCCUGUUGGUCUUCAAGUCCAAAGGCAGAGCAAUAAAAGCAUUUGGUGAGAACAGAUGCUUCAGAAAGUUCAGAUUUAAAGAGCUAUGAUUGUGGAUGCUUGCAAUCUUAGCUAUGUUACAUAGCAUGACUUUGGGAAAUCCUUUGAUUGUACAAUUUCUGCCUAUAGAUGGGAAGUAAUAUAUCUGCAGGUAGCAAACAGCAUAUUGGAGAGAGGUUUAAGUUUUUUCUCCUGAUAUGCUUGUUUACUAUAUGCAUGGUGCUUUUUCAGUUGCAAAAAUAUAAUAUCCCCCCCCCCCAUUUUGAAGUGGUCCUGAGCAGGGAUUUAGAGAUUCACUUCUUCUAGAAUGGGUGGAACAACAUGGAUGCUGUAAUAUGUCAGAGUUGAUUCAUCUUGAAAUUCAUUGUGGAAAUUGGACAAACAAGGGAACUGUCAUAUCCGAGUUCCUGUGGAUAUGAGGAAGAGCUGCAUUUUUUGCCUUUACUUGCUGUACUUUACUUGUAUGCGUCUUCCUAUGGCCAAAAUCCAUGCUAAAUUCACUGUUCUAAUAUUCAAAGAGAAGUGUUUCCGCAUCUCCACAGGGAAGUCCUCCCUUUCUUUGCAUUAGGUUAACUAGCUAUAGUACGUUUGAAAUAUGUCCAGAUGAUACUAAUAUACUAGUAAAUUGGGAUGCUUUCAUUGCAGUGAUGCAUCUCUCUCCCCUCAGAAACUUGUGCACUCUAGGAUCAGCCCAGCACAAAUGGGAAUGGCCAGGGGGAUAGGGUUACGAUCAGCAAGGUUAGAGAUGUGUUAUUGUGAAGUAGCUGUGAUGCAGAUGGAGCGUGUAUCCAUACCCUCUUGCUGUGUGCAGUACAUACAUACAAUACUUGAGUUGUUCUGCUUUAAGUUUGGUUUCAUGAAAGAAUAAUUCUUGCAACGUAGAAAACUGGUAGGCUAGAAUCCUUCCUGACGCAUUAGCUUCUAGAAACGAGGAACUUACGUUGGGAGCAUAUAGUAUUGUCCCAGGAUGACUACAAGUACACUAAUGUUUUUGCUCAUUUCGGAAGAAAGGGAAUAGAAGAAUUUAGAACCAUUGUAUGCCCAAAUGAAAGGGAGAAACAAAUCACAUCUCAGGAUGUGCGAAUUAGCUUUCUUCAAGUAUUCUCCAGAUCUGCUGGUCCUACAAACUCCUAAUAUUCUUUUGUCAGCAUAGCUAGAUCCCUUGGGGGGGGGGGCAAGGCUAGGGACAGUUGCAAUGAUUUAAACUGAUACGUGUGACAUGUACUUGCUGUACAGAGAGCGUCCCUAGGCCAGCCAGUCUGUGUCCUCUUAAUGUAUAGGAUCAUUUGCUCUAGGCCUGGCUGUAUUAUUGUACUCUAUAAUGUUGGCUACCACCUGUGAGGAAGUGUGUGCAGCACUGUGGUCCCAUGCCAGUGAUGGUACUGUAAAUACAUUGUAGUCAGUGGACAUGGGCACACUUGGUUUCAGAUGCACAGUGUAAUCCUGUCUUUAUUUUUUUUUUAAAUGGUAAAUUCCCUUCAGAAAAUCAGUUUAGCAUCAGGGAAAAAGAGCUGGUAGUAGAAUAUUCCUGAUCCUCUUAAAUUCCUAAAAAAUAGCAUGGAGGGCUUUCUGCGGGAGACCCACCUGUUCUUGAGGUAGCAGCUGAUGUCAGUAUUGUGCAAAUCUUUCUCCAUUUCAUAUUCUGGAGCUAAAUUACAGCUUCCGUGAGAAGUGCAGGCAGCCUUUCUUAGAAAAGCCCAAGUUUGAAUUGGAACAGUUUGCAGCUUCUUUAUUUGGCUAAAGCAAAUAUGACAGUAAAAGCAAAGCACACCCUGCAGUGCUAAUGAUGGGGUAGUCAAAAUAUUUAUUGAAAAAGAGGAAUAGAGUAUUUUUAAAAAAUCUUGUACCUGCCAUUUAUUUGAAAAAAGCACAUUCUCCACAGUUUAACUGCCAGUGCCAAGAAAAGAUUUGUUUUUAGAAGUGUAUUUUUUUUCCGACCUAAAGUGUAUAAUUUAAAAGUAUUACAUUACCAUCUUGUAGUGAUAGACCAUUUACAAUUGCCAAUUCACUGUAACUAUUAUUUAUUUAAAAAUGGAAAUUGUAAGAAUGCUUUCAGAUCAAAGUAAGCAAAAUUCUUUUCUUUUAAAAAUCCACAUUAGCUUGUUUCUCCCCACCACCUGCUCCUGCCACUUCUUGGAUUAUCUGAGACUAACUCUGCCAAUAGAUUAACCCCUUUCUAACCUGAAAUUCCCUGAGCCCAGUUUAGUAGUUUACCUGGUUUAAAGAUGUUUUUGUAUGCUAACCUCUAUUAAUUAAAAUGUUGAUGGAGUUUAUUUUUACCAAAGAGAUGCAAUUCAUUAUGAUAAAGUAUUUCAAAAUAAACUUUGUUUUAUAACA
Molecule: messenger RNA, 8652 nt
Organism: Candoia aspera
Lineage: Eukaryota; Metazoa; Chordata; Lepidosauria; Squamata; Candoiidae
Gene: FOXN2
Product: forkhead box N2
Exons: 6
Coding region: 140-1462 (440 amino acids)
Biological process (GO): regulation of DNA-templated transcription
Cellular component (GO): nucleus
Molecular function (GO): DNA-binding transcription factor activity; cis-regulatory region sequence-specific DNA binding
Source: RefSeq, a predicted model, not a curated record